This is a messenger RNA of Anguilla rostrata (American eel), 4840 nucleotides long. Its product is annotated as alpha-2-macroglobulin-like. The record is from RefSeq and is a predicted model, not a curated record. Bases 94 to 4437 code for a protein of 1447 amino acids. Gene Ontology annotation, cellular component: extracellular region. Gene Ontology annotation, molecular function: endopeptidase inhibitor activity. NCBI's taxonomy places the organism in Eukaryota, Metazoa, Chordata, Actinopteri, Anguilliformes, Anguillidae. The transcript has 36 exons.
AGUUCUCUUUCAAGAUAUUUACCUAACUGAAAGAGGGGGAGACAAUUUUGUGUACAUUGAAUUUUCCCUUUGUUGCUGAUUUCACUCCUCACUAUGCUGGGGCUGCUGCUAAUUGCCUGUGUGCUGCUGCAGACAUCAAACUCCAGAGGUCCAGAUGAACCAUUCUACCUGGUUACAGUAACCUCCACAGCAGUAGGAGGCAGCACUGAGACACUGUGUGUCCUAAUUAAUCAUGGAACAAAUUCAACAAAGGAAGCAUGCAAUGUGGAGGUUACCCUGAAAAUGCCAGGUGGCAAAAGUACAACUAUAUUGGAGGCCAGAUCAAACUAUUACGGCUGUGCACAGUUCCAGGUUCCCAUUGUAGUCGUUGAUACUGUGGCAACCAUUUGCACCAUAGUGCUCGGGGCAAAAACAGCUCUGAGCAAGAAGACUGAAAUCCUGAUCAAACCAAGCUCCUUUCUUACCAUCAUACAGACAGACAAGCCCAUCUACAAACCAGGACAGACCAUCAAGUUUCAUAUUGUCUCCCUGGAUUCCAGCUUUUUGCCUCACAAUGAAGUGUACCGGACUGUGGCAUUAAUGGACCCUGAAUCUAAUCGUAUUGCCCAGUGGUUGAACCAGUCCACCAACAAUGAAAUUCUGGACCUGUCCUUCCCCACGACUCUUGAAGCGACACUGGGUGUAUAUAAGAUCACAACCUGGAAUCAAAGGAGCCAAGAAAGCUUCCAGACCUUCGAGAUCAGGGAAUAUGUGCUGCCAAAGUUUGAAGUUACAGUACAACUCCCUGAUGUUAUAUCCACUCUGGACAAUGAAGCAGAAGUAAAGAUUUGUGGGAAGUACACCUAUGGGAAACGUGUCCAGGGCUCAGUGAGCACGAAGGUGUGCGUUAAGCCUGAGAGCUACUUCAGGGAUCCACUUCCAAUUGCACAGGGUCCAAGUGUAUGCAUGAUGUACACAAUGAAGACUGACUUGUUUGGAUGUGCUGCAAAGAAUAUCGACAUGAGUACCUUUAAUCUGACUUUGCUUGAUCAUGGUGGCCACUUUAUUGUGGAGAGUGCCAUGGAGGAAGAUGGAACAGGUGUCAUUUCGAAGGGCAACGGGAGAAUGAAGUUCACCACAACCAUCAUUUCGAUUGAGUUUGAAGAUGUUUCAUCAACUUUCAAACAAAAAAUAGACUUCACAGGAAAGAUCAUCAUGAAAGCGGCAGACUCCUUCCUAGUGGCCAAUAAGCUUAUCUACCUCAACAUGCGAUAUGGAUCAACAACUAAAAAUUGGAUAUUGACUCUUGACAUUGAGGGUGUGGCCAACUUCUCGUUGGACACCAGUGAAGUGGACACAAAUUACAUCCUUCUUGAGGCACAUUGUUUUGAUGUGUGGGAUGAUGAGUAUGACCCACUCAGACCAGAUGACAGCAAACCCAAAUAUAUGACUGCUUUCCAUACAGCCUAUGCAUUCCACUCAAAAAGCAAGAGCUUCCUGCAGAUAAAACAGGACAAAGGACCAAUUCCCUGUGAUAAGGACAUCCAGGUCCAGGCAAAUUGCAUUAUCCAUGCAGAGGAGGCAGGGCUUUGUGAAAAGAAAUUUCUGGACUUUUUCUUCCUGGUGUCAUCCAAAGGGAGCAUUGUGCAGCAUGGGCAUUUGCCAGUGAGGCUGCAUGGUGAAGAUUGUAUACCCUACGGAGAACAAUCAAAUUUCACAGUGAAGAGAGGGGAGUUGUCUUUCUCCCUGCACCAGACUGAGGAUCUGGCCCCUUAUGCCCAGGUGGUGGUGUACACAGUGCUGCCUAAUGGAGAGGUUGUGGCUGACAGCUUCAACUUUCCCAUCCAGUUAUGCUUCAAGAACAAGGUGUCCCUCCAGUUCUCCUCCUCCCAGGAGCUCCCUGGGGAAAAGGCGUUCCUGCAGGUGCAGGCCAAGCCGGGGUCGCUUUGCUCCCUGAGGGCCAUCGACCAGAGCGUCCUCCUGAUGAGACCAGACAAGGAGCUGAAUGCACAGAAGGUGUACGAUGAACUACCCAUCUCAAGACUGACUGAAUAUCCAUAUGAGGUUAUGGAUCCAGAGCCUCCCUGCACUCUUACAAUGAUUCCACCAUCAACCAUACAACGAAGAAAACGAAGUAUUCCCCCAUAUUUCUAUAUUAAAACUGAUGCCAAAAGUAUGUUUCAGGCAGUUGGAAUUAAGCUUGUGACCAACUUAGACAUGCAAGAGCCUAGACCCUGCAGAGGCGAACCAGUGCCUUCGUAUAUAUCACCACCUGAAGAAGACCAGCAGACACCCAAAGAAAUCAUUCGCACAUUCUUCCCUGAGACCUGGAUUUGGGACCUGGUAUCAAUAGGAGAUUCAGGCAGAGUAACAGUGGAGCAGACCGUCCCAGACACUAUUACCAAAUGGGCAGCAAGCGGGUUCUGCACCUCUCCAGCAGGAUUCGGCCUGGCCACCAGCACAAGCCUCACAGCCUUCCAGCCCUUCUUUGUGAGCCUGACACUACCGUACUCCGUCAUCCGUGAAGAGGUGUUCCCACUGAAGGCCACGGUCUUCAACUACCUCUCCAAGUGCAUCAUGGUGCAUGUCAGCCUGAGAGAGUCGGCACAGUUCACAGGCCAGCCGAGCGAUGGCUGCCAGUACAGGCGAUGUCUCUGUGGCGAGGAGAGUGAGACCUUCACCUGGGUCGUCACGGCAACCACUUUGGGUCGGGUGAACAUUACAGUGAGUGCAGAAGCCCUGAGCACUGAGGAGCUGUGUGGAAAUGAGGUGGUCACCGUGCCUGAGAGGGGACAAAUCGACACCGUUGUCCGUACACUGCUUGUGGAGCCUGAGGGCACAGAACAGACCAUCAGUCACAACGCACUGCUGUGUCCUCAAGGGGGAGCUGUGGAGGAGGACAUUGCUCUGGAGCUGCCAGAGGUUUUUGUGACCGGUUCUGCCAAGGCCUCAAUUUCAGUCCUGGGUGACUUGAUGGGGCGUGCCAUGAGGAAUCUGGACAGCCUGUUGGCUAUGCCAUUUGGCUGUGGAGAGCAGAACAUGCUGCGUUUUGCUCCCAACAUCUAUAUCCUCAGGUACCUGGAGACCACAGAGCAGCUGACACCAGAGAUCAAGAGCAAGGCCAUUACCUUCCUGGAGAGUGGAUAUCAGCGAGAGCUGAAGUACAAGCACAAUGACGGCUCCUAUAGCGCCUUUGGACAGAGGGACUCUUCAGGGAACACCUGGCUCACUGCUUUUGUGAUGAAGUCUUUUGGAGGUGCAACGCGAUAUAUCUUUAUUGACCCGAAAUACAUCACCAGUGCCAAGGUAUGGCUCAGUGUUCAGCAACAAGAAGAUGGCUGCAUAAAGUCUGUGGGGAAACUCUUUAACAAUGGAAUGAAGGGUGGAGUCAGUGAUGAGGUGAUGUUGACAGCCUAUGUCACAGCUGCUCUCCUUGAGCUGGGCACUGAAAGCACUGAUCCCAUGGUGCACAGGAGUCUGGCAUGUCUGAGACAGGCCUCAGAUCAGAUCAACAGCACCUACGCCACUGCCCUGCUCUCCUACACCUUCACCCUGGCUGGAGACAGUGUUACGAGGGCUCAUCUCAUUGACCGUCUGGACAAAGUGGCCAUAAUCACAGGACAAGGCCGUCACUGGGAGAAUGCUGGGGCUUCUGGAGAAGGCUCUCUAGCAGUGGAGAUGACCUCCUACGUGCUCCUAGCCCUCCUCUCUGGGCCUCCCCUUUCUGACUUUGACUUGGGCUACGCCACCUCCAUUGUUCGCUGGCUGGCACACCAGCAGAACCCUUAUGGCGGGUUCUCCUCCACACAGGACACAGUGGUGGCUCUGCAGGCUCUGACGCUGUAUGCUGCUGCCACCUUCAGUAAGGGAGGUGCCAGCACAGUGACGGUGACCUCUCCUGGUGGAUAUAAAAGUCAGUUCCAUGUGGAUGAGCACAACAGACUGCUGUACCAGGAGGAGCAGCUGCAGGAGGUGCCUGGAGUCUACAACAUUAAGGCCAACGGCGAGGCUUGUGCAUUUGUGCAGAUCGCGCUACAGUUCAGCAUCCCACCUCCUCCAGACUUCUCCUCUUUUACCAUCAGUGCCAAUGCAACAGGGGUCUGCAACAGUGCAAACAAGACAUCGCUGACAGUUUUUGUGCAUGCCAGAUACGACGGUAUGUGGGAGAACAGCAACAUGGUGAUCAUCGACAUCCGCCUCCUGUCUGGGUUCAUUGUGGAUGAAAGAUCACUCAUGCAGCUAAAAAAUAAUCUCAAUGUGAGGCGUGUUGACCAGGACAGAGAUCAUGUGAUCAUCUAUCUGGAUGAGAUGGAGAAGAAGAAGCCCAUGCUGUUCUCUCUGAAAAUAAAUGAAGACAUACGAAUGCACAACUUGAUGCCUGCUGUGUUGAAAAUAUAUGACUACUACAACAAUCGUGACAAGGCGGUGACUACAUACACAUGCCCUUGUAUGAUGUGAUGAAUGACUCUGGCUGCGAAGUGGGACCCUAAACCAGCCACAUCACUCUGAUCAGUGGAGACAAUGAUCCAUGAGCCACGGACAUGAACUCUGUCGUUCUUAGUGAAUACUCUUCUCAUAGUUUAAAAUGUAUUGUGCUCAUUGCUUUUACAGUCUUGAAUGUCUAAUCUGCUGUAGACCAUGUGACCUGUGAAGUGCUGGAAGUCAUGCAUGUGACACUUAAGACCCAAGAAGUGGGCGGGUUUAUUGGUCUGAACUGCACUGCUUUCACCAGGUUUAAUGUGGAGAGUUAUAAGACUGGCUUGCAAGGCUAGGUUUAAAAAAAACCUCCACUGGAGCAAAACAAUAAAAAAGAUGGGUGUGAAAUGUGAAAUAAAUGUGAAAUAAAAAUAUAUACAUUUAA